AUAUAAAUGCGACGAUUGCGUUCAUACACAGAUAACUAGGUACCAGUAUUUACUAGUGCAGUAAAAUGCUACGAGCUUUGGCGGUUUCAUCAUUCUGUGCUGUGACAUUAUCGUUUAGACCGAAUAUUAUUACAACACAAUACUAGUGUGUUCAAUCGAAACAUCGCGUUCGAUCAAUACAAUUUCUCCGUUAACACAAUAACAUGUACUAUCAGAUCUUAACCGUAAUGCUGUUAGCACUCGGCAAUCAUGUACAACCUACCGACGGUGCUAACAUUUUGGCUUUUUUCCCGUUGCCGAUCUACAGCCAUUUUUCCGGAUUCAAUCCAUUGUUUUUAGAAUUGGCGGACCGGGGACACCGUGUAACCGUCGUCAGCCCUUUUCAACCGAAAGGGACCGUACCGUCGACUUACAAACACGUAUCUAUUACGAACGUGAGAAUUCCUAGGCGUACCAAUCUGUUAGACAUUCCAAAAUCGUAUCGAAUAACGAACAUGAUCAACGUCAGAAAGACUAUGAUGGAGAUGGUCAGGCGGACAUUGGUACUGAAAGAUACGCAAGCAUUCCUGAAUGAUACGCGUAACGCUUUUGAUCUGGUGUUGAGCGAAUGCUGGUACAGCGACGCAUUUCUCGCGGUCGGUCACAGGUAUUCCGCACCGGUCAUGUGCCUGAGUCCGAUGAUGCCAUCGGCCACCUUAUGCGCGGCCCUGGGCUCGCCGAACAACCCGUCGUUCGUGCCGUCAUUCUGGCUGCACUACUCGGACGCGAUGCGUUUCUCAGAACGGCUGUUCAACGCGGUCAUCACGGCCGCAGAGAUGCUGCUGUCCGGCGUCGUAUACCGAGACGUGGAUCAGGAGAUGGCGGACGCCUUAUUCACGUAUCCCGGCCACGAGCACCGGCCGCCGAUGGACGAACUGCGUGGAGCUGUGGCCGUCACGCUGAUCAACAGCCAUCACUCCGUGUCGUACCCCAGACCGUAUCCACCGGGGUUCGUGUCCGUGGCCGGUAUGCACAUGCGGCCGAAAAAGGAAUCGGCUGUCAAAGUUGAACCGGAAUUCAAAAUGCUUCUUGACAGCGCCAUCGAUGGAAUUAUUUAUUUUAGCUUCGGGUCGAACAUCAAAAUGUCGGAUCUACCGGAGCACUACGUUAGAAUGUUUGUCGAAUCGUUUAGAAAACUUCCGCAAAAAGUGUUGUGGAAAUGGGAAAACGGUUCUAUCGACAAUGCGCCUGAUAACGUGUACGUAGCAAGUUGGUUCCCGCAACAGUACAUCCUAAGUCACGAGAAUUGUAAACUAUUCAUCACACAUGGUGGCUAUCACAGUCUUGUGGAAGCAUUACACGCCGGUGUGCCGUUAAUCGGAUUUCCGUUCUUUACCGAUCAGUAUUACAAUAUGAGAUUUGUGGUGGAAAACGGUUUCGGGAUCGAGAUCAUGCUGAAUGAUCUACGGGAAAACGUACUUGACGAUGCGAUUGGAAGCAUUAUGUUCGAUUCAAGUUACAAGGAACACGCCCGGAGAGCUUCGGAGAUCUUUUUGGAUUUGCCCUCUUCCGCACUAGACACCGCAGUUUAUUGGGUUGAAUAUGUAAUUCGAAACGGCCCUGAUUUCAAAUUAUCAUUACAGUCUCACCGUUUAAAUUGGUAUCAAUAUUUUCUACUCGACGUUAUAGUUUCGAUCAUUGUUAUUUUAGUGUCAACUGCGUUUUUCUUUUACGCAUUAAUCAAAUUUAUUUGUAAAAGAUAUUUUAACAGUAGUUUCAAAAUUGAGAAAUUGAACUGAAUAAACCAAUUUAAAAAUACAUUGUAAAUCGCUAUUUAAGUUAUAUUUUAUUUAAUUCUCUGGGAAGAAUACCCACUAGGAAAAUGUUGGUAUUCGGAAAUAACAAUUCAACCAAUUUAUAUACAAAUUAUAUAAAUUAUGAAAUAAUCGUUGUUUUCCUGAGAAUGCUUCUAUAUACUUCAACAAGUAACUGUUCAACAGAAAGAUUAUUUUCUACUCUAUAAUGCGUCAAAACUUAUUUAAGAUUUUAAGAUCAUUGAAAGUUAUUGGCACUCCUCAAGAUCGAAGGUGAUUUAACAAAAACCAUUAAUUUUAAUGACAUUAUUGAAUUUUUUGCUUUUAAAAAGUCAAGAAAAAAAUUAUAAGU
Molecule: messenger RNA, 2145 nt
Organism: Sipha flava (yellow sugarcane aphid)
Lineage: Eukaryota; Metazoa; Arthropoda; Insecta; Hemiptera; Aphididae
Product: UDP-glucuronosyltransferase-like
Exons: 7
Coding region: 204-1778 (524 amino acids)
Molecular function (GO): UDP-glycosyltransferase activity
Source: RefSeq, a predicted model, not a curated record